CCACCAUCUACCUGUUCCACGUCACCUGUAGUCCACAUCAAUACGGAUAAAGCCUUUAAGAGUUGAUGUUGGAAAUCGUCAUGAUUUUCAAGACAGGAAACACAACCUGCCUCUGGAAGAGAGAUUUUGUUCUUCUCAUAUUUACUGUGGUCAUGGUCAUACUCCUCUACAGCAUGGUCACAGAAGAAACAACUACAGCGAGGAGUCCAGUCCCAAAGCUACAAGAAAAAACAGACAUUUACCCAGUGACAAUCUCUGAGGAGAGCAUCACUCCAAUCAAAAACACCAAACACCUCCUGGUGUCAGCUUUCAUUGACCGGAGAGUGAAUGGUUUUGACAUACGUAUCAUUGGCAUAUUCAAAAGAGACUCCAUCCAACCUCUUCACUGCUCUUUCUACUGUGGUGGUGUAUUUAACCAAACCACUCCUGCCCAAAUUCUCCCACACAGUGACAACUUUGGUUAUCCUUACACUGCUACAGAUGUCCUGUGUCCGCUUCCCAAAAACUGUGAUGCUUCUCAUGUGACUCUUCUGACUAAGCCUUCCGAAAACAUGUCUGAACACACAUUUAUUCCUGUAAGAAACAAAAACGAGAAAACAAGGUUCAACUUCACCGUCUGCGUCUCCAACCUGUUUGGAGAUUACAACAAUGUGCUUCAGUUUGCACAGACUCUGGAAAUGUACAAGUUGCUUGGUGUAGACAGAGUGGUGAUCUAUAACACCAGCUGUGGUCCAGACCUGGAACGCCUUUUACAACGUUACAGCCAGGAGGGUUUUGUUGAAAUGGUUCCAUGGCCCAUAGACAAAUUCCUGAAAUUGACCAGGGGGUGGAGAUUUACAGUAAAUGGAGGAGACCUGCAAUACUACGGACAGCUCGUCACCCUUAAUGAAUGCAUGUAUCGGUCCAUGGAGCGUUCACGCUACGUCCUGUUGAAUGAUAUAGAUGAGAUUAUAAUGCCAUAUAAACAUGACGACCUGGUCUCUCUGAUGAACACGCUGGAACCACAACAUCCAAAUGUUGGAGAGUUCCUUAUUGAGAACCACAUCUUUCCGUAUAAACACUUUGAACCAAGUGGGAGAUUUCAUCUUCCCCAGUGGGAGAAAGUUCCAGGAAUUAACAUUCUGGAGCACAUCUACAGAGAAGACCCUGACAGAAGUGUAUACCAUCCACACAAGAUGAUCGUUAGGCCAAAGUUGAUAGAGCAGACCUCAGUGCAUGAAGUCCUCAGGAAGUUUGGAGAACGUUACAAAGUUCCACUCGACGUCUGUCGCAUUAUUCAUGUUCGUGUAGCCCUGCGUGGACAUUUGAAGUUGGAGGAACUUAAUGAAGACAAACGACUUUGGGACUUCCAGGAAAAAUUGAUUCCUAAUGUGGACAAGGCGCUGAAGAGAGCAGAACUGAUUCCAGAACAAAACAAACUUUAAAGAACAUAGUUAUUCAAUGAUGUACCAGAUAAAGUGCUCAUAUUUGUUUUAAUUUAAAUUCACUCUAAAAUUAAAUUCUUCAUUUUUCUAUUUACAUUCAGGACAAUAAACCCCUCUAUAAUUUGUACCGUUAAUUGUCUUGGCAGCUUUAUGAAGUAUUUUUGGUGCUUUGAAGGCUAACUUAUUGGCAUUUGGAUUUCUUUCUUUUUUAUGUUAUGCCAUGUCUGGACCACAAGGUGCAUGAAACAUUUAAAUAUGUUCUCUGUUUAGAGAUUAUCCAAUUAUUUAUAAUAAAAUGUUCUUAUAGAGCAAAUUAAAUGUAGAACCUAAAAGCUAAAAUCCAAUCAAUUUCACUAUCAGGUUGGUGGAGUAGACCUGAGACCUGGAACAACUGAGACAAAAAUAUAACUGAUUGCCAACAUAAACAAGACCCUGAAUCUUGCCAACAAUAACAAAAAAAACAUUUGAAAACAUUUGGAGGUUUUUCUCUUUGUGUGCUUUGCUAAAAAUUUUGUUGGAUUUAUUCUAUUUUCUAAAUAGAAGAAGCUUAAAGCGAUGUAGAGUCAAUAAAAGCUUUUUUAGUCUUGUAGGUGGAAGGAUAAAAUGGUAAAUGUUUUGCAUGCGAAGGAAAGGGAAAAUGGUUGAAAAUGUUUAGUCAUGUCAUGCCAGGAGGUUUUUUAUGUUGUAAAAAAAAGUUGACAUGAGUACCAAAGAUUGUAUAAUUUAUUUAGAUGGCUCAAUAAAUGUAUCUCUUUGAGCAUGUUAAAGCUAACAGAGUGUUUUUUUAACCUUAAAUUGAUGGUGGAACAGUUCAAAGUCACGUUUCGGCUUUGUGCCUUUUUUUCUCUUGUUUAUGGUUCAUUGGUCAUCGUUUAUGGUCCUGUAUUAUUCUAAUGAACAAUUAGAUACAAACAUUAAAAGUGGUGUUGUGUUUGCUUUCAGUGUUUUGGUUUAAUGCAAACAAAGCAUUCGCUUUUGGGAAAAAGAAAUGCAAGAAAGUCAUAAAUGCAUCCGGGUGAUUCAUGCAGCAGUUACUCUGCAUAGCCUUAAUGUGCCUGAAGGCUAAUGUUUGAGGACUUAAAAACAUCUUAUGACUGUUACAGAUUUUCUUUUAGUUAGUGCCCACAUAAGUCAGCAGCCUGUAGAUCCACCCUUUCCAGAGACAUCCUGAUUAGUAUCUUGAACAACGAUUCAGUUCACUGGAUUUAAGAGCGUUUCCCGCUAACAUCUCACAUCUCUAACAUCUAACAACAAACACAUUCUUCCUCUUUUAUUAAGGUCUAGACCAGGGUUCCCCAAACUUUUUCUUGUGAGGACCAAAUUACUGUUUUCUUCUCUGAUGGGGGGCCGGGGUUGGUUUGAAGGCUCUCAGAAAAAGUGCAGCAAUCACAGCCUAAACAUAAACAUAUAUGGCUUUUCCAGAAAGCCACACAUAGCCACAUUUUAAAUAAUUCAUUUCUG
Messenger RNA from Oryzias melastigma (Indian medaka), 2885 nucleotides. RefSeq names its product beta-1,4-galactosyltransferase galt-1-like. NCBI's taxonomy places the organism in Eukaryota, Metazoa, Chordata, Actinopteri, Beloniformes, Adrianichthyidae. The transcript has 5 exons. The record is from RefSeq and is a predicted model, not a curated record. Bases 66 to 1424 code for a protein of 452 amino acids.